Messenger RNA from Gymnodraco acuticeps, 3016 nucleotides. It is a transcript of the gene arl13a, whose product is annotated as ADP-ribosylation factor-like 13A. The transcript has 11 exons. Gene Ontology annotation, biological process: non-motile cilium assembly; receptor localization to non-motile cilium. The record is from RefSeq and is a predicted model, not a curated record. Gene Ontology annotation, molecular function: GTP binding; GTPase activity. The coding region runs from base 1416 to 2726 and encodes 436 amino acids. NCBI's taxonomy places the organism in Eukaryota, Metazoa, Chordata, Actinopteri, Perciformes, Bathydraconidae. Gene Ontology annotation, cellular component: non-motile cilium; ciliary membrane.
GGCCUGCACAGAAACCAUUGUGACAGACGUGAAGAAGGAAAACAUCCAAUGAGGGAGGAUUGGUUUGUGAAGAGGCUGCACAUCUAAACUAUGAAUGUUUGUUUUCAGUUUGGAGCAGACUGUCAUUCAGCUGCAGCAAUUCAUCUCAGCUUGUCAAGGAUUUGAAAAUAGAGCAUUUAUAUUAUUUACAGAGACUACAAGGUGCACAGCAGCCUCUUGCAGUGAAGAUAUAUCCUGUGAAUGGGAGGCCAUCUAGUGGUGCAUGCUGCAUUACAGAAUGCACUUGCUUAUGCUUGCAUUAAUACCAUUGUACGUUGAUCCUCUGUUAACGUAAGUGUACUGUUGUACCUGAACAUUAAUGUUUACAAUUAACAAGUGAUUAAGUUACAUUAAGUACAUUUUCCUUGUAAAGUAAUUUUUAACCUGAACUAUAAUUGUCUUUUUUUUCUCUUUACUUGCCACACUUCAUAACAUUUUAUAUAUUUUUGUCUUUUAACUUGAUCUGACAGGAAAACAUUUAAUUGAUCAAUAGGAAAACAUCUGUACAUUUAACCCAAUCCUAAAAUGGUCAUUUUCAUCAGUUGUCCAUGGCCUAAUGUUAUAAACGGACCAUAGGAAUAGAAUAAGUGAGGGUAAUGGGGGAAACAUGGGUAUUGAUAAUUAAAGUAUCAAAUACUUAAAAAGAAACUGGAAAGCACAUGAUAAGCAAAUGACUCUUAUACAGUACGACAGCUUUGAAAGACACUAGGCAGUAGGCAGGAAGUCAUUUUUAGGAUAUUUUAAGAAGUAUAAUGGACUGAAUAUGCAGGAUUAUGCAGUUCAGUUUAUUUUGAUCUGCUUGUGUUUGUUGCAUGUUAUUGUCUGAACGUAUAAAACCUUACAAAUGUUGUAAACCCUUUUGAAGGAACAUAUAAGAUAACAUUAUCUGUAGAAUGAUCAACACGCCACAUCUCAAGCGAUCAAGAUAUACCUCGCUAGAAAAAAAUAGAAAGAAAAGCGAUAGUUCCAAAUAUACAAGUAAACCUGCCUCACGUACACCGUGAUGCGACUCCACCAUCACCAUAGACAUGAUGUCAUUAUCCCUAACAGUGACUAAAGUGGUGCAGCUUAAAUCUGACCAGCAUUGUUCCACUUUUAGGAGAUCACAGCACGUCACAGAUCACACCACAAGACACAUUUAGAUUUUCCUGACGGAUAAAUGCAUCUUUGUUUGGUCUAACUAAAGAAGCACUCUGCCAUCCAAUGGGAUUAGUGAUUGGAUCAGAGGGCUUUGGGAUUGGUUGAAAUACCAAAACACAACUCCAAGGCUGUACCUCCCACAUGAGGUGACUAAAGGCUUACUGUGAGCCUGAUUAGUUAUAUAGCUCCUACUGUAGGUACAAGUUGUUGUUAGAAAAGAGAAUCCAAACAAAUGCAUGGACAUAGACUUACUUCUGUACGGGUUCCAGAGAAGAUGGUGGCCGCUGUGCUCACCUCAAGCAAACAUGUUCAACCUCAUGACCAACUGCUGCGCCUGGUUCUCCAAAAUACAGGAGCCAAUCAGGAAAGUUACCAUUUUGGUGGUUGGUCUUGACAAGGCAGGAAAAACAGCCUCCAUUAAAGGAAUGUUAAAAGUGCCCCAUACUGUAGAAACAGGACCCACUCAUGGCUGUGUGAAAAAUGAGCUGAGAGUGGAGAACUACAUGGUCACCUUGCUGGAUGUGGGGGGGUCGGCCGAGACCAGAGGAGCCUGGAUGGAGCUCAGUGGAGAGGCCCAUGGGAUCAUCUUCGUGGUGGACUCCUGUGACAGGCAGAGGAUAAAGGAGGUCAAGGAGGUUCUGGCAGAGCUGCUGAAGCAACCCAGAGUGGCAGGAAAACCCGUAUUAGUGUUGGCUAACAAACAGGACAAAAUGAAUGCUUUACUGGGAAGUGAGCUGAUUGAGAGUCUCUCAUUGGAGAAAUUGGUCAACCAGAGCCGUUCUCUGUGCCAUAUUGAGCCUUGUUCAGCCUUAACUGAUCUGCGACGCUGGUCGGAGGGAAAGACUCUACGAGGCCUUCGCUGGUUGCUGCGGGCCAUAGCUCUGGAUUACCCUGAGCUGUGCAGUCGUGUAGCACAGGACAGCAAGAGACCUCUGGAACCAGGAGAGAGGAAAAAGACCUGGAAAACAGGGAAAGUUCGCAAAAAAACUAAGGGGGAACGGAUGCGUUCCAGUAAGUCAGAUCUUCGCCAGUUUCAUCGGCCAAAAGAAAAGGCUAAAAAGACAAAGGGUGAAGGAAAGCUUCAACCCAUACGAGACAUGCUGCAAAAGGAGAACACUCUGAAAAAAAAGCUGAGGAAGAAGAAGCCGGUUAAGGUCAAGGAAGGUGAAAAAGAUCAAGCCAAAGCAAAUGAACAGGAGGAAGAAGAGGGUGACGGUAAUGGAGAACAUGAAAACUCUAGUCACACAGAGAAAGCAAGCAGUGCCCUUAUUCCCCCGAAGAAAACCAAACCGAAACGCAAAACAAAGGUGAAAGAAGAUGCUCUGGACGUGCCAGAAUCAAACAACAAUGGAGAGAAGCCACUCAAAGCUAAGGGGGAAAAAAGGAGAAAGAAGAAAGUUGUCAAAGUGAAAAGGAAGAACAAGAUCAACACAGAGGAAAUGUCGGGAACUUACUCUCAACCUGUGGACCUGUCUGCAACAUUUGAUCUGUACCGAAAAGCAAUAAUGGCUCUGAAGGAACGUCAGGAUCAGGGACAGAGAGCGUGAAUCCUGCUUGAGUCCUGAGACCUGAGUGUGAGGAUGUUGUCCACGGCGUUGGACACAGGCACACUACAUCAAUUCAAAGAUGAAGAAGUUAUUUCUUUAACACUUUUUGACCUGAUCCCUGAACCUUGAGAAUGAAACUGCAAAUUCAAAUGUGUGGGUCUGCUGCAUAACUAUGUCAUGAUAGAAACAUCAAUAAUAAUUAAAACUGCGGUCGCACUUGUGCGCGCAGUGAUGAGCGGGCCCUCGCGUCCGUGCGCCUGUCGGGGAGGGCAGCAGGUCGUCCCGGCGUC